This is a messenger RNA of Darwinula stevensoni, 1263 nucleotides long. NCBI's taxonomy places the organism in Eukaryota, Metazoa, Arthropoda, Ostracoda, Podocopida, Darwinulidae. The record is from the annotation of a GenBank genome assembly.
GAGAAAACCAUAUGUGACAAAAAGAAAGUAAGAAUAGAGAUUUAUGGAGGGCGGAAUGUUCCUAUAUGCAAAUCGCACUCAAUACAUUCGAUACGAGAACGAGAAAAGAACAAUGCAUCGUCAGAUUCCUUGAUUUCAUUAGAGUUGAACUUUAUUUUUCAUGUUUUGAAUGAUGCCAAUGUUUUGCCACAUGCUGUCUUUCUUUAAAUGUAAUAUGUCGCACGUGAAAACUGAGGAAUUUUCCCCUCCGCCUUCAAGGGUAUUUAGUGAAAGCAAAGGGUUUGAGACUGGGAAAGUUCUUAUGGCGAAGAGGAAAUGGAUUCAAGGGCUGACAAAGUGAGAUAUGUAAGGAAAGGCAAGUGCCACAUCUACGGGCGCUAUUGUUACGCCCAUUUGCGAGCACUGAGAGGGUAUGAUGUCAUGCAUUUAUCGUAUCUCCUCCGAGGCCAUUCCCGCGCGCACAUGGUAUUGCACGGAGUACACACAUGACAAGGAUAGGAAACGCUUUUGUUGUGACACGAGACUGCCUCUUUGAUCACUCUUCAUGGAGACCUCCAAGAUGAUGAUCCUUUCAAUACCCAUAGCUUGCCUUUUCCUGGUUGCAGUUGGUAUCCAUGGCCGAAAUAUCCCGUCAGCAGAGGGAAGUCCAGCUCGGGUCAUCGUCCUUCGCCGAAUGGCGAAAGGAAAUCCCAAAUGCACAGCAGCGAGGGUCACCCUCGAAACCAUCAAGGAGGGCUAUGAUGCAUAUAUGGACGAGACUAAGAAUCUUGAGGACGACCAAUUGGAAGACUUUGAUACUUGGGAGUGCCUCCAUCAUGUCACUGAGAUGGUUAUGGACACAGAAAAUCCGGAUAAUGUUGCCAUUUUCGCUGCACUCCACGAGUACCUGCUCACCUUGAAGGUGAUCCGGAUGGACCACGACGGAGUCCAUUUGAACGAGCCGGAAAACCUUAAUUACCUCGAGAACAUCAUCAACGACCUCAACGUUGCAGUUUGCGAGAUGAAACUGAGUCUGGAGGAUACCGAAGGCAUUUACAUAAAAGGGGAAGAAUGCAGUCUAUCAGAGCAAAUGGAAAAGUGCCGAUACGACGAACACCGAUGCGACCAGAAGUGCAGGAAUGGGAUAUUUCUCUGCAAUUUGAAGAAUUUAAUGGAAAUUUCCCUGGCCAAGGUCUGCGCGUCGUGACACCAACGUUCUUCCUUGAAGAUUCCGGAAUCUCACUUUGAGAUAUAAUUGCUUUGUCUUGAUGUCCAAAAUGCAAG